Messenger RNA from Mollisia scopiformis, 1218 nucleotides. Its product is annotated as 14-3-3 protein. The record is from RefSeq and is a predicted model, not a curated record. Gene Ontology annotation, biological process: signal transduction. NCBI's taxonomy places the organism in Eukaryota, Fungi, Ascomycota, Leotiomycetes, Helotiales, Mollisiaceae. The transcript has 3 exons. The coding region runs from base 1 to 1218 and encodes 405 amino acids. Gene Ontology annotation, cellular component: cytoplasm.
AUGGCUGACCUUUCGCGCAUCAGCGAACCUUUCCCGCCUGUAGGAGCAGCGCGCAGGAAGCUUGGCGAUCCUGCUAGCCUCAGUGCAUAUUCAUACGCCUCAAGAAAACGUGGUCAGGCAGGUCAACAGCACAAAUUCUCAUCUUACGGCAACAAUUCCAGGUUCGAGAGAGGCACGUCUCACAAUAUUCAAUCUUACGGCGAAAUUUCCACGUUCGAGAGAGGCACCCUACAAAUAUUCCUCAACCUCUCGCUGUCGGAUAUAGCAAUGGCGGCUCUCUCCCCGGUUGACUUAAAGUUCCUAGGUCAAUUCGCUCGAAACAUCGAGGCCGACAAUGAGUUACUAGGCAAACAACUCUACAAAUUGAACGGUUGCUUUCGAAUGCAGGCCGGAGUGGUAGUCAAGGCGCGUAAGGAACGACACUUUGAAACUGAUCCUCUGAGCGAUGUCCCCACCAAUAGAGAAAGAAUUGUGUGGUAUGCCAGGGAGGCCCUGACUCUAUUAGAACAGUAUGUUCUACCAAUGGUUGCCAACUACACUGAACUGAAGGUUCUGGCAUACAAGUUGAAGGCUUCUUGCUAUCAUCUUUACGUCUUGUUUCACAACCAGCCACCAAUUGCCCUCAAGAGCGCCCAGGUUUCCACCCCACCAGGACUCAAGUCACCUCGUACCAAGCUUGACAAGGGCAAGGGAAUCGACCGCGGCUCUCCAAUCCUCUCCGAUCGACCUAGUUCUAUCCAACCAACCCAUCCGCUAGAAGGAGGACCUGUUGGCGGAUACAACUUUCGAUUAGUCGAUAAGUCGAACUUCUUGAUCCCUGGCGUCGACUAUCGCACCAAGGCGCUCGAGUGCUUCCAAGAAGCUACUGCAUUCGCUGAGAGGCUCCUCUGGGGCAGUCAUCCUCUUCGCCUGUCCUUGAAGGUGGAGUUCUGUGCUUUCAUCUACGACUGCCUUCAUGACCGUGAACGUUCUCGACAACUCGCUGCCGUCACCAUCGCUGAGGUCUACAAUGCACAAGAAGGAAUGGACGACGAAAUGUUCGAGGACGCUACAGAGCUGGUGGCUAUUCUCGCAAAGAUGGCGAAGCGUGGUUUGGCAUCCGGACGUGGAGGAGAAUCGGCUGGUGGUAGUUCAGGUACUCGAACCGCAUCACCUCUACGCUUUGGCGGAGCUUCGCAACACCCAAUCGCAAGCCCAGGCAUGGACAAUCCAAUCUAA